This is a messenger RNA of Dipodomys spectabilis (banner-tailed kangaroo rat), 366 nucleotides long. RefSeq names its product 26S proteasome complex subunit SEM1-like. Gene Ontology annotation, biological process: proteasome assembly; double-strand break repair via homologous recombination; mRNA export from nucleus. Bases 10 to 222 code for a protein of 70 amino acids. The transcript has a single exon. Lineage: Eukaryota; Metazoa; Chordata; Mammalia; Rodentia; Heteromyidae. Gene Ontology annotation, cellular component: proteasome complex; proteasome regulatory particle, lid subcomplex. The record is from RefSeq and is a predicted model, not a curated record.
AGAGGUGCGAUGUCCGAGAAAAAGCAGCCAUUAGACUUGGGUCUCCUGGAGGAGGAGGACGAGUUCGAGGAGUUUCCUGCCGAAGAUUGGGCUGGUUUGGAUGAAGAUGAAGAUGCACAUGUCUGGGAGGAUAACUGGGAUGAUGACAAUGUAGAAGGUGACUUCUCCAAUCAGUUAAGAGCUGAACUAGAGAAACAUGGUUAUAAGAUGGAGACUUCAUAGCAUCUAGGAGAAGUAUUGAAGUAAACUUUUAACUGUACACUAAAUUCUAGAACAGAUACCAGGAUGGGAUAUUUCUAAAAAUAUGCAUAUUUCAUUAUCUGCUUGGAUUUGUUUUUGUAACAAAAAAUAAACAUUUCGAUGUAA